This is a messenger RNA of Panicum hallii, 618 nucleotides long. RefSeq names its product succinate dehydrogenase subunit 7, mitochondrial-like. The transcript has 3 exons. Bases 101 to 373 code for a protein of 90 amino acids. The record is from RefSeq and is a predicted model, not a curated record. NCBI's taxonomy places the organism in Eukaryota, Viridiplantae, Streptophyta, Magnoliopsida, Poales, Poaceae.
UCCAAACAACCCCUUCAACACUCGCAAGUCGCAAAGGCUCGCAUCGCACCGCCCACCUUCCUCGCCGCCUUUGCCCUCCCAUCCCCUCUCCGCUUCCGCCAUGGCCCAGCCCGCCUUCCUCUCCUCCCUCCGCUCCCGCCUCCGCUCUGCGCCGCCGACGACGCCGCACCAUCGCCUCCAGGCCAGCCGUGGUUACCACGUCGAGCUCGGCGCUCGCGAGAAGGCGCUCUUGGAGGAGGAUGUUGCUUUGAAGAGGUUCAAAUCAUACAAAAACAGUGUGAAACAGGUCUCCAAGAUUGGGAAUGUUCUCACUCUUGCUGUUGUACUUGCCUGCAGCUAUGAGAUCGCUGUGUUGGCAACAAGCACAAAAUGAGGGACAUCACAGUUGUUUGGCGGCACAGAUAUCUGAGAAAGUGAUUCAUCGCCACACAUCCUGUGUUUGAGACCUUUCUGUUGAUCGUUGCUAUAAUUGCUACCAUGUAAAAUAAAAUAAACUAGGUUGGCAUUUUUAUGAAUAACAUUCUGUUUCAUGGCCUAGCUUACUUGUAAACGAAGUGGGCACUGCAUUGUUCAUCGUGCUGAAUGAGAAUUGUCUGAUUUAAAUUCGCUGGGAUGGCA